Ostreococcus tauri is the source of this 453-nucleotide messenger RNA. Its product is annotated as Protein of unknown function DUF1517. The record is from RefSeq and is a predicted model, not a curated record. The transcript has a single exon. Lineage: Eukaryota; Viridiplantae; Chlorophyta; Mamiellophyceae; Mamiellales; Bathycoccaceae. The coding region runs from base 1 to 453 and encodes 150 amino acids.
AUGAAGGCGUCGGAAUCGAACGACGAGGGGGCGAAACGCGCGGCGUUGGCCGCCAUGGUCGCCGCGUCGGUGCUUAUGACGAGUGCGGUGAUGCCGGAGGAGGCGGAGGCGGCGAGGAGCGGUGGACGGGUCGGGGGCGGAUCGUUCCGGGCGUCGAGCCGGGCGUCGCCGCGGAUGAGCGCGCAGAGUCGAACGGCGCCGCCGCUCGUGGGCGGAGGGUACGGGUACGGGUAUAACUCGGUGUUCAUGCCGAUGCCGAUCAUGCCAAUGUACGGAUUCGGGUUCGGGUUCGGGGGACUCGGAUUCUUCUUCAACGUGAUGCUCUUCUUCUUCGUGCUCAACACCGUGUUGGGUUUCGUGUCGCAGCUGCAGGAAGGGGCUAACCGACGGAACCCGUACGACGACGACGAGGAGAGUGAUGACGAGUUCGACGGCUGGAAUCGACGGCGUUGA